GCAAAUAUUACCUGCUGUUGAAGUGUUUUUGCAUUGCAAGAGCGGCGGUCUUCUGUCCACACUUUGUUUCACGACUCAUAUUGUGGUAUCAGUUGAUUCAGUCACCAUACAAGCCAAAAAUCCUACUUACUCGCCUCGUGUGAUGCUCAUGCGUCAUCCUCACAAGGCCUGUAGCAUCCAAAGAGCUCAAAACUUUCUGUUUCCCCCAGUCGACUGGCUGUAGGAGGCAACAUGUCCACUGGAGCGUUCUGGCCUAGCGGAAACACACCCAACUUUUACCCCUCCGAGGUUUCAGAGAGGCCCAGUGCCACAGUUGUAUGGGAUUACCAGAAUUGCAUCCCACUCGUUCGAAUUCCCAGCUGGAACGGACCUAUUGCUCUUAUAACCCCUGUCGUGGUCCCCCCUGCUGGGAAUGAUCCAGCUGAUAAUAGGGACCCUUUUGAGAUAUUCGGCCAAUCGCUUUCUAGUCGAGAUUUCUCGAUACGGCAUGUCCCAUACACCAAAAACCAGGGUAUUACUGGUGUUCAUUUGGCAUUCAUUAGAAGAGCAAGGGUCGUUAUCUUCGUGAUUACCCAUCUGGACGGCCCUGGGUUCCCGCUCCAGCUGGGGUUUGCCGAGCUUGUGGCACAGAUAUGCGAGUCUCGACCGCUCAUAAUUCUUGCUUGCUGUAAUAUUGCCGGUCACAACAUUCCCAGUACAUAUUUUCAGACUCUAGUACAUGUCUCCGGGUAUGCCAACCAUGAGCUUCUAGUCGCAGCUUCUCUGUUUCUUGAUGGCGGGGUGGGCUUCACAGCACCGCAUGCGAACAUUGGUACAAGUGCAUCUGGACAGAAUCAAAUAUUGGAUGUCGAAUCUGCAUGGUCGGUACGGCCCUGGGUUGCCGAACGAGACCUAUUAGAAACGUGCGCGCUCUGGCAACAAUGCCUUCCCUACCCGUUUCAUCUCAACCCAGCAACUCUGGGACCUCUCCUGAAGAGAGAUGGCUAUGCAUUGCACUACGUUGUGCGAGACCCAGUUAAUGCAUCAUUGGUCGGAUUUUGUGCGGCAUACGCUACUUUCGCAGACAGUUUCGAUGUUGCUCUGGUAGGCUCCAUCGCCGCGGUCAUAGUGCACGCCGCCUAUAGAGGACGAGGAAUUGGCUCAUCUCUCCAUGACGCUGCCAUGAGCAGGCUUCAGAGAGUCAGGGGCGUGCAAAGAUUGCGCCUGGGGACGACAUUUCCUCGACUGCUCUGCGGCGUGCCGGUAGAGAUGAAUUAUGUGGACCAGUGGUUCGAGAGAAGAGGUUGGCCUGUCAGCACGCAAGGGCACGGAGGCCAGGGUAGCCUUGUCGCAGACUGGAUUCUUCGAUUCAUGGAUUUACCAAGCAUGUCGCUUUACUCCGUUGGCCUGGGGUUUAGGCAGUGCGUCGAUUCCGAUGCCGAGCAAGUCUUGAGUAUCGAGGAUCGCCAGCCUGCGACAAGUACCCACAGCCAUGGCUGGUAUGAUCUGUAUGCGCAGACAUUGAGGCAAGGGUAUAUAGGCGAUAUCAUAGUUGCUUAUGAAAACGAUACAAUAGUGGCUACUGCUGUUAUCUAUACGCCUGGCGAGCAGAGUCCAGCGGCACUUGAUAUACCCUGGCCGGCAACGUUGAGCAAUAGCAUUGGAGGAGUGACUUGCAUAUGCAUCAAAGACGCGAACAAUUCCCGAGAGAUAAUACUCACUGAACUCAUAUUUGCAUGCUCCCGGGCGCUGAGUCAACGGGGCAUGACAGGCAUGUUCCUGGACGGAGUGUCUCGUGGAGAAGCAGAAAUUAUCCCGCUCGGUUUUCAAAAGUGGAUGCAAUACAGGGAUGUAUGGAGAGAGAUGUGAUAUAGUCGCUUGGCGAUAUCUUGUGUCGGUUACUUAGUUGUAGCUGCGACGAUUUAUUGUUGUAUCGCCGCGAAGUAUGGUCUGGUGGA
This is a messenger RNA of Trichoderma asperellum CBS 433.97, 1937 nucleotides long. RefSeq lists its product as uncharacterized. The record is from RefSeq and is a predicted model, not a curated record. NCBI's taxonomy places the organism in Eukaryota, Fungi, Ascomycota, Sordariomycetes, Hypocreales, Hypocreaceae. Gene Ontology annotation, molecular function: acyltransferase activity, transferring groups other than amino-acyl groups.